AUGACGGGCGAGAACGCGAGCAGGGUCAGCGCCUUUGUCCUGGCGGGAUUCCCCACAGUCCCGCGGCUGCAGCACCUGCUCUUCCUGCUCUUCCUGCUCGCCUACCUCUUCGUGCUGCUGGAGAACCUGGCCGUCAUCCUCACUGUCUGGGCCAGCCCCUCCCUCCGCCGGCCCAUGUACUACUUCCUGGGCACCAUGUCCUCCCUGGAGAUCUGGUAUGUGUGUGACAUCAUCCCCAAGAUGCUGGACGGCUUCCUCCUGCAGCGCAGACGCAUCUCCUUCGUCGGGUGCAUGACUCAGCUCUACUUCUUCAGCUCCCUGGUGUGCACCGAGUGCGUGCUCCUGGCCUGCAUGGCCUACGACCGCUACGUGGCCGUCUGCCACCCCCUGCGCUACCGAGUCAUCGUGACCACGGGGCUAUGCGUCCAGCUGGUGGCCUUCUCCUUCGUCAGUGGCUUCUCCGUCUCCGUGAUCAAGGUCUGCUUCAUCUCCAGUGCCACGUUCUGUGGCUCCAACGUCCUGAACCACUUCUUCUGUGACAUCUCGCCCAUCCUCAAACUGGCCUGCACAGACUUCUCGAUGGCGGAGCUGGUUGACUUCAUCCUGGCCUUCAUCAUCCUGGUGUCCCCGCUCACAGUCACUGUGUUCUCCUACGGACACAUUGCCCUGGCCGUCCUGCGCAUGCCCUCGACCACUGGCCGGUGGAGAGCCUUCUCCACCUGUGCCUCCCACCUCACCGUGGUCACCAUCUUCUACACGGCCAUGAUCUUCAUGUACGUCCGGCCCCAGGCCAUUGACUCCCGCAGCUCCAACAAGCUCAUCUCUGCUGUGUACACUGUCCUCACCCCUAUUUUGAACCCCAUGAUCUACUGUCUGAGGAACAAAGAAUUUAAGGACGCCUUUCGAAAGGGCUUAGGUCGACUUUCACAGGAGCACAAUUAAAUGUCCUAAAACCCAAUUUGUGGUGGUAAUAAAAUAACAUUAAUAUGGCACUUUGUGUUUUUCAAAGUAAAUUUUUCAAUGACAUUUAGCAAACCUCCAGAAGUGUAUGCAAAUCAUGAGCCUUCACCUGGAUCUGUUUUCACAAAAGGCCUACACUCCUGUCACCAGCACCCAGAUCAAGAGUCAAAGGCCCCCCUCACACCCCUGACCCCAAAAUGUGCACUGUCCUGACUUCUAACACCAGAGACUAGUUUUGACGGUUUUGAGGGUUUCGUGAAUGAAGUCAUGAAGGACGCUUUCAUGUCCGGCUUGCUUCAUCCGCUGUGGUGUUUGAGUGGAUCCUUGAUGUCUCUGCACGUAGUGAGAAUCCGCGCACAGAACGUGCAACAGUCCAACCCACAAAUACAUCACGAUGCCUUCACGUGUUCCUGCUGGGGUAGUGGCG
This is a messenger RNA of Vicugna pacos (alpaca), 1387 nucleotides long. RefSeq names its product olfactory receptor 6B2. Gene Ontology annotation, molecular function: olfactory receptor activity; G protein-coupled receptor activity. Gene Ontology annotation, biological process: G protein-coupled receptor signaling pathway. Gene Ontology annotation, cellular component: membrane. Lineage: Eukaryota; Metazoa; Chordata; Mammalia; Artiodactyla; Camelidae. The record is from RefSeq and is a predicted model, not a curated record.